CCGUGAGCAUUGGACAAGCUGUUUCACGCAAGAAUGGCGAAUACUGAAGCUACACUCGUCAGUCCGCACUCGCCACACUGAGUGUUGGACUGGGGAACGUUUUCUGGCCAUACAAAUUGUCACAGCCGGAGAGAUUCGCUCUCCGUCCCGACCCAGGCUCGUCCCCUGCCUCCUGGGGAGAAUCUCUCGCUUCCUCGUUCACUCUGAGAAAGGCUGAUUGAUUCAGUCGAUCCUGGGCAGGCUGGGGAACUUCGAGGUGGAUUUAAGGGGAGUUCGUAGCGACCGUGCCACCCAAGACGUCAGCGUUUAACUUGUCUGCAAAGUGCUUGUACAGCCAGCGAGCGUUGUAAGGUGGAGGUUUGCACUGAGGGCAAGUUCAAGACACGUUCAGGUCUGGUCAGAAUGUGGAAGCUUUAGAGUGGGUGCAGAGGAGAUUUCGCAGGAUGCUGCCUGGAGUUGAGAGCAUGUCCUGCAAAGAAAGGUAGAACAUGCUAUGGAAUAGAGAUGUUUCCUGGACAUCUCUGGAGGUUGUUCACCAACUGAGUCAGCAAUUGUGAAACUAAUCCAAAACUGACACACUGUCAAUGGGAAGCGAGGUCUACAGUUCUGAAGCAACUUAAUUGCGCUCCACAAUAUAAGAUAAGCUCAGCAUGCCGCGAAGUCCAACAUCAAGUGAAGAUGAGAUGGCACAGAGUAUUUCUGAUUAUUCUGUUGAAUCUGAAUCCGACAGCUCUAAAGAAGAGACAAUCUAUGACACCAUCAGGGCAACGGCAGAGAAACCCAUCACCAAGAUGGAAGACACGCAGAGCAACACACUGGUCAUCAGAGUCCUCAUCCCUGACUUACAGCAAACGAAAUGUAUGCGAUUUGAUCCUGAUGCUACAGUGUGGGUGGCCAAGCAACGCAUCCUGUGCACCCUCAACCACAGUCUGAAGGACGUGCUGAAUUAUGGCCUGUUCCAACCAGCCAGCAAUGGAAGAGAUGGCAAAUUUUUGGAUGAGGAGCGUCUGCUCAAAGAAUACCCCCAGCCCAUCAACAAAGGAGUCCCCUCCCUGGAGUUUUGCUACAAAAAAAGGGUAUACAAGCAAGCACAUAUCGAUGAGAAGCAAAUUUCAAAGCUUCAUACGAAGGCCAACCUGAGAAAAUUUAUGGACCACGUUCAACAUCGUGCUGUUGAGAAGAUUGCGAAAAUGCUGGAUCGAGGACUGGAUCCCAACUAUUAUGACUCAGAGACUGGAGAAACUCCGCUGACAUUAGCCGCCCAGCUCGAAGUCCCAGUGGAGGUUAUCAAGGCUUUACGGAAUGGUGGCGCACACCUGGAUUUCCGCGCCAAGGAUGGCGUGACUGCGCUGCACAAAGCCGCCAGGGCCAAGAACCACAAGGCGCUCAUGACGCUGCUGGAACUUGGAGCUUCUACAGACUACAAGGACAGCCGUGGGCUGACUCCGCUCUACCACACUGCGAUGGUCGGAGGAGACCCUUACUGCUGUGAACUGCUGCUGUACGAGCACGCCUUCAUCGGCUGUAAAGAUGAAAAUGGGUGGCAGGAGAUCCAUCAGGCAUGUCGUUAUGGCCAUGUUCAACAUGUAGAACAUCUGCUUUUCUACGGGGCUGAUAUGGAAGCACAGAAUGCCUCAGGCAAUACAGCACUCCACGUCUGCGCCCUUUACAAUCAGGAAAGCUGUGCACGAGUUCUAUUGUUUCGUGGAACAAACAAAGAAGUGAAGAAUUACAACAGCCAGACUCCAUUUCAGGUGGCGAUAAUAGCAGGCAAUUUUGAAUUGGCUGAAUUUAUCAAGAAUCACAAAGAAACUGAUAUCGUGCCAUUUCGAGAGGCACCAACGUACUCGAACCGGCGACGAGGACCUCAGAGUACGCUCUCCGCACCGCGGGUCCUGCUGCGCUCCAACAGUGACAACAACCUGAACGUCAACGACAUCCCAGAGUGGACCGGCAACCAAUCCGCCACGCCUCACCGAAGCCUUUCCCCACAACUCCUGCAACAGAUGCAGAACAAUCCCAAUGGCACUGUGAAAAGCGGCAGUGGAACCCAUGGCUCGCGCAGUCGCUCGCCGUCCCUGAACAGGAUCGGAGAGGAGGUUCAGAGGCCGCAGCACCGGCAGAUCAGUCCUGCCAUUAUUAAAGAAGCUGCCUCAGGAUUGGAGAGCCAGGGAUCCAAGCGUAAGCUUUAUAGCGCAGUGCCUGGAAGGCAGUUUAUCGUGUUGAGGUCCUAUCAGCCUCAAGGAGAUGGGGAGAUUCCUCUCAGCAAAGGAGACAGGGUGAAAGUUCUGAGUAUCGGGGAAGGUGGAUUCUGGGAAGGCAGCUGUCGAGGAAGGGUUGGAUGGUUUCCUGCUGAAUGUGUGGAGGAAAUACCGGCAAAUGAAGCCAAGCCAGAAACACGUACGGACAAAGCAAAGAAACUAUUCAGGCAUUAUACAGUUGGAUCUUAUGACAGUUUUGAUGCUGCCAGCGACUGCAUCAUUGAAGAGAAGACAGUUAUCCUGCAGAAGAAAGACAAUGAGGGCUUUGGAUUUGUGCUCCGUGGGGCGAAAGCUGAUACACCAAUUGAGGAAUUUACUCCAACUCCAGCCUUUCCUGCACUCCAAUACUUGGAAUCAGUGGAUGAAGGUGGCGUGGCUUGGCAGGCGGGACUGAGAACGGGAGACUUCUUAAUUGAGGUCAAUAAUGAAAACGUGGUGAAGGUCGGCCACAGGCAAGUGGUGAACAUGAUUCGUCAGGGAGGAAAUCACUUGGUGUUAAAAGUUGUCACCGUAAGCAGAAAUAUGGAUCCAGAAGAUACAGCUAGAAAGAAAGCGCCACCACCUCCAAAGCGGGCUCCAACCACGGCAUUGACGCUGCGCUCCAAGUCCAUGACCUCAGAACUCGAAGAUCUAGCAACGCUACGGAAAAAGAGGACCGAUCUUGAUCCAUCACAUUUAGAGGGUUUGAAGAGGAGGACUGCUUUUCAAACCACACUAAACAAGCUCGAUGAAAUAGUAUCAAAUCCCAAACAGUCAAGGGCUGCGGAAAAUGCAACGGUCGACUCACGAGUUGCAACAAUCAAACAGCGUCCAUCCAGCAGGUGCUUUCCUUCAACUGCAGAUGCAAAUUCAAUCUAUGAUCGCCAGGGUAUUGCUGUAAUGCCUCCUACAGUCCCAGGGAGCCAUAACAGCCCCUAUCUAGAAAUUCCACGUGGAACUAUGCGAAGGCAGAAAUCUAUAGGUAUGUUAGAAGAAGAGAAACAAUUCUUAGCUCCUCCACUACUGAAAUUUACCAGAAGUUUGUCGAUGCCAGAUACUGCUGAAGAUAUCCCACCUCCCCCAUCAGUUUCCCCUCCUUCACCACCUUACAACACACCCAAGCCCUCUGGUCCACGGAGUUAUGGUACAAUAAAGCCGGGCUUCAAUCAUAACUCUGGGUUAAGAACCCAUAAUUCCAACAGACCAGAGAGCACAGGAACAAUUAGUUCAGAGAGGCAGAAGAAAGCCAUGUAUUACCGGCAAGAUUCCCAACAAUAUUCCGUGGAUUCUGAGGACCAGUACAAGCCUAACACUAGCUCACACCAGACCAUGCGUAACAGGAGGGGCAACAUGCCAGAGAACCCAUACUCUGAUGUCGGGACCACCGGAAAUAAGGCCGUGUACGUCCCUGCCAAGCCAGCCAGAAGGAAAGGCCAGCUGGUGAAGCAAUCCAAAGUGGAAGACAGUCCGGAGAAAACGUGUUCAAUACCCAUCCCCACCAUCAUUGUGAAGGAGCCUUCUACCAGCAGCAGCGGCAAAAGCAGCCAGGGGAGUAGCAUGGAAAUCGACACCCAGGUCUCGGAGCAUCAGGGCCACCUCAGGCCCGACGAUGGCUUCUGUAACCCGUUUGCGGCGGCGAUCGCUGGGGCAGUGAGGGACAGGGAGAAGAGGAUAGAAGCCAAGCGCCACUCCCCCGCCUUCCUCUCGACGGACAUGGGGGACGAAGAUGUGGGGCUGGUGCCCAGCGGGCGGCUGAGGCACUCCAAGUCGAUUGACGAAGGGAUGUUCGGCAAUGAGGAGCGGUACAGUCACCUCAUGGUGCCGUCGUCCAAAGCCAGCGGCACCAAUUACAGCAGCACGGAAACCAACACACAGCGGAUGCACACCAGCUCGAGGAUACUGAACAUCGCCUCAAAGAAGGAAGACAUCGAGUGCAAUGACGGAAAUGCAGUGAGUGCGUCCAACAUUCCCAAUGAUAACAGUAAUUACGUGCACCCGGUAACGGGAAAAGCGCUGGAUUCCAACACCCCUUUGGCCAUGGCAUUGGCGGCAAGAGGGCGGGUAACGAAAGAUCAGCCUCUGCAAAAUGCCGGAAAAGCCGAACCCGCCAAACCUGAGCUCACCAAGCCCCUCUAUAUCGACACAAAGACGGCAGCCUCGACCUCGGGCUCGGCCAAAGCAAACCCAACCCCAGUGGCUCCGAGGAAGGAAGUCCACCCGAAACCGGAGGUAGACACGGGGAAGGAGGAGGAGGAGAAGAAGAAGGGUGACGAGAAGAAAGCAGCGCCUGCCGAUGGGCCCGAGGCCUCGGCCGGGCUGCUGAUGGUGCACUCGGAGGCCGGAACCAAGCCCCGGGAGGAGGGCAGGAACGCGGAAGGUGAGGCAGGGAACCCGCCGGCGAGCACCACCUGGGACCGGCAGGGAGCAGCAGGCAAGACCAUCAUCACUGUCAGUUCCGUCGAAGACGCAGCCGUGCUGCCAUUCCGCAUCCCGCCACCGCCGCUGGCCUCCAUCGACGUGGACGAGGACUUCCUCUUUACCGAGCCACUGCCUCCGCCACUGGAGUUCGCCAACAGCUUCGAGAGCACAGAGGACCCACCGGCCAUCCCGUCCCUCUCCGAUCUGCUGCGGCAGAACAAAGCGGCCACACUGCCCCCACCGGUCAGGAAGGAGGGCGGCGGUGUGCCUCCCGAGGCAAAGAAGCCCCUAGGUCUCUCCGACUCAUUGCCACCAAACUUUGCCGCUGCCCCACGGGAGACCACCGAGAGCGUUAUUGAUUCAGGGAUCGAAGAGGUGGAUAGCCGCAGCAACAGUGACCACCACUUGGAAACGACAAGCACUGUCUCCACCGUUUCCAGUAUCUCCACGCUGUCCUCUGAAGCAGGGGAGAACCUAGAUACUUGCACAGUCUAUGCAGAUGGGCAAACAUUUCUCAUUGACAAGCCCCCAGUCCCUCCAAAGCCAAAAGUCAAGCCCAUUAUCAAUAAAAAUAAUGCAAUUUACAAAGACGCUUUAAUAGAGGAAAACUUUGAUGGUCUGUUCAUGCCACCACCUGCACCACCUCCACCACCGGGUCCCAUCCCACCUGAAACACUUAAAUCCCCACAGCAGAGGACCUCAAAGCUAUGGGGCGACGGGCCAGAUAUAAAGGCUCCAGCAGCCACAGACGCAAAGGCAAACGUCAUUAGUGAACUGAACUCCAUACUACAGCAGAUGAACAAGGACAAGGUGCCCAAACCAGCAGAGGCCUUGGAUUCACCUUCGGUGUCCAGAGGAGUCCUUUACGGCACAAGGAUUCCUGAUGGAGUGACCAGUAGUUCAGGGGUACAACGGAACGCAACUGUUACCUUCACCAUUCGGCCGGGAAGCAGCCAGCCCAUCACGGUUCAGAACCGGACAUCAGAUUUUGACAGCAUGACCAUUUUGAAACGAGCUCCGAGUCCCGUGGCCUCCCCUACGGACGCUGGCCAAGUUCCUAGACCUUCCUCUCUCCCGACCUCAGCUUUGUCACCUACUCUUUCUGACGGUUUUGGAUUCCAAAGUCCACCGAUUCCAGGAGAAGGUCACUUUAGCACCCAGCCAGGACGCAGUAGGUCCCCCUCUCCAUCCACUUUGCAACAGCCAGUCUCGAACAAACCUUUUGCAUCCAAGGGUGUCCUCCUAUGGACUAAACAUGAUGUGGCUGACUGGCUAGACACGUUGAACCUUGGAGAACACAAAGAUGCAUUUUUGGAUAAUGAAAUAGACGGGACCCAUUUACCAUCACUUCAGAAGGAGGACUUAAUCGACCUCGGGGUGACAAGAGUCGGACAUCGAAUGAAUAUAGAGCGGGCUUUAAAACAGCUACUAUCAGAUAGAUAGACAGUUGUUUGAAUGCUUUUCAAAGUAACUAAAAGAUCUCUCAUUAUUUUUGUCAGCAGCCGACAUUCACCUUAGCUCUGGCUGGAAUAUAAUGUGCCAGUGGGAUAUUUUUAAAAAGCUCAGCAUGAACGAUUUUUCCGAUUAAAGCCUCUGGUACGUUUAUAAGCACAAUAGGCUGUCAGUAUCAGUGGCUUGUCACUCUCACAAUGCCAUGUGCCACUGGUGUGCUGGGAUGAGUGCAGGAGUGAAGAUCCUUUUGCGGUGUAAAUAUACUACAGCAUAAUCUAUAUUUUGAACAAUGACCUUUUAAUAUUGACCUCACAUGGACAGGUGUCUUAAAGAUACUGUAGUUGAACCAGCAGAGCUGUGUUAUAUACUUUCUAUCUUUGCUAGUACAAUAUUUCUUCACAAGGAUCACAGUAAUUUAGAAGAUGCGCAGCAAAAUCUGUUUUACUCCUCUUUUUCCUUUUGGACAAGAAGUGAAGCUGAUUAUUUUUUUCCUUUCUGCUGAGCAGUCUAAUCAUUUAUCGGUAUGGCACGAGGAGGGGAAAAAUAAGUAUGAAGCUCUUUUAACUUUUCACAUUUUGACACACUGCUCUCUUAUGAUGGGGAAUUGUCGUAGCAUUUGUCCAGUUCUUUCCUCGAGAGUUAAUGCAGGUUUGUUUUUGUUGUUUGAGCGUCUUUUUCCAAAGCUGUUGUCAAGGGCCAUUCUUGGGAACAGUGAAAAUGGUGUUGAAACUAACCAUUUAUCGUCUUCCAUAGGAGUAUUGGUGAUUUACCACAAUUGUUUACUAGAGCAUUUGGGAGGUCUCUGAACGGGCCAUAUCUAUAUUCAGUUUCAGAGCCGAUUGGUGUGCUUGUUUGAGCUGGGAGGGAAAGCCUAUUUUGCUUACUAGAAAUGUGUAAAACAAAAAAAAGAGGUUUCUAUUUGUCAUUUUUAGCUGCUAUUUCCCAUGGUCAUAGGCCAAAGAAUUGGAUCUUGGCACAGCGUGUAAGCUAUCUGAAGAAUAUAGUCACGCAGUACAUUUUGGAUUGUGCGCUGUCAGGUUGAACUUGAUCAGACUGCUUUUUGGAGCAAUGGUUAUUAGUGGGUGAUUUCAGUCUAUGCUUAUGGCUGGACGCUGAUCGCAGCCAAUGAAAUUGACCACAACGGCAGAGCAUCAGGCCCUAUGACACAUUCUAUCCGCCAUUUAACAUAUUCACUCUCUAGGUCUGCAGUUUUGUUGCAUAUUGUAAUUAGAACUGGCAAUCUUACAUGCUUAGUUUGUGUAACGAUAGUGUAUACAGUACCAAAUCUCAAGAGAUGUAAAUUGUGUGUAACAUAUAGGAGGAAACCCCCAUGUAUGGGAGAUUUGAGUGCACUUCAAACUAUUAAACAUCAGCAUAUACAAUUAUCUGUGACUGUUGGGAACAUUUUAAUUCACAGGUUUUAUAUCUUUGCCCAGCUCCUAGUAUUUAUUUGUGGUAUUAUCAUUUAGCUACAUAGCUGAUUCACUGAACUUUUCUGUAAUCGCAGCUGCAGAAAUUAUCCAGUUGAUCUGGCAAUGAUUACAUCAAUGAGCCUACAAUAUCAUUUUCUUUACAAAUAAUAGUAAUUUAAUUUUUACAUUUUCUUUUGCUAGUGCAUUAAGAUGUAUCUCACUAUAAUUUGUGCAAAAGACUUGUGUUCAGGUUAUUAACGUUGCUGUAACUUCUGUGAUUUAUAUAUCUUCAUCUAGAGUCCAUUACAAGGUCCUGUAACUUGCACUUUCCCAACUCCUCAAUAACUUGUAUGGCAACCAAAUUAUUAUAUGAGAAAUAAAUAUUAUAACAGUGAUUAAAAGUUGUGUUAAUGACUGUAGAGGUGACACCCAUUAACCAAGACUCAUCAAUUCCUUUGCUAUUCACCCGUGUUGGUUACAGUUCCAGCAACUAGAGAUGGAGUUUAGGUUCUAUUUUACAAUUUUAAUAAUGCCAUUUUCCCCCAACUUCUGAGCUUCUCUCUGUUCAAGGUCCCUCCCUAUUAAAUGCCACAUAUAGAUCAGAAGGGCAAAAUUUGCUGGCAGAUUCACUCUCCCUCCAUCCAUUUCACUUUUUUUUCCUCUGUCCCCUUCCUUUUCACUGUUCAUUUCCCUUUUUCAGCCAAGUUCACUCCUUUGUUUCACCUCUCCCAUUCUGCCUGUCCCUCAUCUUUUUCACUUUGUCUUCACCUGAAUCUGCCUCCAACUUCUCCUUUCCUCUCAACCUCUUUCCUCAUCACACUGUCUCCCUCUUUCAUUAUAUAUUUGCCUUUGAUUCUUCCCACCAUUCUCUCUCCUUCUCACUUCCCCCUUGCCUCCUUCUCCCAUUUCAUUCUCCCUAAUCAUAUCCAUUCACUCCUCACCCUUGCCAUUAUCCCUCCCUCCUCCUCUCCCCCACCCCCAACCACC
Messenger RNA from Hypanus sabinus (Atlantic stingray), 8509 nucleotides. RefSeq names its product SH3 and multiple ankyrin repeat domains 2b (gene shank2b). Gene Ontology annotation, cellular component: postsynaptic density; postsynaptic membrane; dendritic spine. Gene Ontology annotation, molecular function: ionotropic glutamate receptor binding; synaptic receptor adaptor activity. The record is from RefSeq and is a predicted model, not a curated record. The transcript is spliced from 26 exons. The coding region runs from base 651 to 6101 and encodes 1816 amino acids. NCBI's taxonomy places the organism in Eukaryota, Metazoa, Chordata, Chondrichthyes, Myliobatiformes, Dasyatidae.